This is a messenger RNA of Anoplophora glabripennis (Asian longhorned beetle), 2109 nucleotides long. It is a transcript of the gene gny, whose product is annotated as probable dolichyl pyrophosphate Man9GlcNAc2 alpha-1,3-glucosyltransferase. Gene Ontology annotation, cellular component: endoplasmic reticulum membrane. Lineage: Eukaryota; Metazoa; Arthropoda; Insecta; Coleoptera; Cerambycidae. Gene Ontology annotation, biological process: protein N-linked glycosylation. The coding region runs from base 265 to 1953 and encodes 562 amino acids. The transcript has a single exon. The record is from RefSeq and is a predicted model, not a curated record. Gene Ontology annotation, molecular function: dolichyl pyrophosphate Man9GlcNAc2 alpha-1,3-glucosyltransferase activity.
CCUCUUAAAAUCGAUUACACAAAGUCGGCAUUGCCCUGCCACAUCAGCCUUUACAGCUAAAGUACAGUGUUUUAAGUUCGAAAGUGCAUUUUAUCUAUGUCGAUGUCGAUACCUAGUGAGAUCCUAAUCUAUAAAGGCUGUAUUUUUCCGCAUGUGGUCACGAACUUGCUUGGUGUGAUCUAACCAAGAUGUAAAUUCCUGUCGGCCAUAGAAAAAGCAAUAACAGUUAGUAGUAAACACAUCAACUUCCUUCUGACAAUUAAAAUGGAUUGCAAAAUAAGCUGUGAAUCAUGGCUGGUGAUUUUUGGCACUCUCCUUGCAAUACUACUUAGAAGUUGCACAAGCUUACACCCUUACUCAGGCGAAGCAUCCCCUCCGAUGUAUGGUGACUACGAAGCUCAACGGCACUGGAUGGAAGUCACCACCAACUUACCCGUCACAGAAUGGUACAGAAAUGGUACCCACAACGAUUUAAACUACUGGGGCUUGGACUACCCACCUUUGACUGCUUACCACAUGUACUUGUGUGGGAAAAUAGCCAGUUUUAUAAAUGAAAACUUCACGAAGCUACAUGACUCACGCGGAUACGAAAGUGAAACACACAAAGUGUUUAUGCGCUCAACGGUACUCAUCAGCGAUGUAUUCCUAUUCAUUCCUGCCAUGAUUUUGUAUUACCAGACAGCUCUUAAGAUAGCAAAGACUCAGGAUAGUGAAAUUAAGAAGAAAAAGCAGAAAACGACAAGGACUUUAAAUGAAAUCAAACCUAUGAAUGUAUCGUUGUCUACGACUCUAGCCCUGCUGUACCCAGGAAUUAUAUUAAUAGAUCAUGGCCAUUUUCAGUAUAACUGUAUAUCCCUAGCCUUUGCUAUAUUUGCAACAACUUGCCUGCUACAAGAAAAGAACGUAUUGGCAUCCUUCUUCUUUUGUCUAGCGUUAAACUACAAACAGAUGGAGUUAUAUCAUGCUUUGCCCUUCUUUGUGUACCUACUAAGUACUUGUGUUCCGAAACCUGGGCAGAGCGCUUUCUGGGGCAUAUUAAGGCUAGUAAAAAUAAGCCUGACUGUUAUUGUAACGUUUGUGAUAAUUUGGUUACCGUUUUUGACCGAUUUCGACUUGUUACUUCAAGUUCUGCAUAGACAGUUCCCGUUGGCCAGGGGAGUCUUCGAAGACAAAGUGGCCAAUGUCUGGUGUGCCUUAAAUGUGAUUUUCAAGUUCAAAACCAAAUUUGACAAUUACCAAAUGAUGCGGAUCUGUCUGUUCGCUACUUUAUCAGCCAUUUUCCCCUCGUCCGUCGAUUUAUUCCUACGGCCUAACUUAAGGAAAUUCGUCCUAGCUCUAGUCAACUCGUCUCUGGCAUUUUUCUUGUUCAGUUUUCAAGUACACGAGAAGAGUAUACUUAUAGUCGCGGUACCAGUUUUGAUGUACUUUCCCUACGCACCCUUUGUUUGUUUUUGGUUCUUGUGCAUUUCCAUCUUCAGUAUGUUGCCGUUACUCAUAAAAGAUGGUCUAGUUAUAGCUGUUAUAGCUCUAACGGCAUUCUACAUUGUGUCGUUCAGGGUCUCUAUAGAACAUGCAUAUCGUAGCUCUCUAAAUGUUCAAGACGGUUUGGGGGAGUAUUACAAAAGUUUACUCCACACCCUGUUGGACAUAGAAUAUAAGAAAGCGACACAGUUAGGUAUAAUAAAAAUCGUACACCAGCAGGUUAUUAAAAAUUCUUACGCCUUAAGGACUCUUGUACUUCAUUUUGGAAUGCUCUUGUCUCUGGUAGGAUGUUUAGUUUUGUUUCUUGUCACAUUACUGUGCGAGCCGCCGGCACGAUAUCCAGAUUUAUUCCCACUUUUGAUUUCCGUUUAUGCGUGUGUACACUUUCUCGGAUUCUUUGCGUAUUUCAGCGUGAAGCAGCUCAGGAUACCUCAGCAGUUCGAGGAUAUAAAGCAUGUGAAGACCUUUUAAAAACAUAUCUUUAGCGUAACAUUCCCUUUUUGUUAUUUAUACAGUGUGUUUAAUGAUGUCGUAUUGCAGCGGAAAGGAAAAUGUUAUUGUAUUUGUUGUAGUUGUCCAUUUUUUUGUUAUAAUUUGAUGUUUCUAUAAAUAAAAGGUUAACAGUGA